Molecule: messenger RNA, 1289 nt
Organism: Centropristis striata (black sea bass)
Lineage: Eukaryota; Metazoa; Chordata; Actinopteri; Perciformes; Serranidae
Gene: rln1
Product: relaxin 1
Exons: 2
Coding region: 203-748 (181 amino acids)
Cellular component (GO): extracellular region
Molecular function (GO): hormone activity
Source: RefSeq, a predicted model, not a curated record
AAAGCCUGCUCUACAACACAAGACAGAGAAAUAGAAGCACAACUUUAGCUGCAACAGGCUCCUACAAAACUAUUCUAACUGAAAGAGAAAAACAAGGAAACUAACAGGAUUUGAAGCCUUGAUCAGAUCUGAGGUGGAGCUCUGCUUGACCCUCUUGUGCAGCACAAAAGCAGCCGGCUCGUUCCGUUAGUUUCAAGUGAAAAUGCUCUGGAGAUUGACUCUUGCUGUGGCUGUGGUGUGCGUCGGGGGCAUAUGCAGCUGUGUGAAGGCUGACGUGAUGAGCAGACUGAUCCUGCCGAGGGACUACGGGGUGAAACUGUGCGGGAGAGAGUUCAUCAGAGCCGUCAUUUUCACCUGCGGCGGCUCCCGGUGGAAACGCUCCACAGAGGGGGAUGUAGAACCCUUCAUGUGGAGUUCCCUCAGUGACAUUACAGUAGAAGACACCCAGCACACGUGGCAGCCUGACGCCGCACUCACAGCAGAGAAGAACCAGCCGCUCCAUAUUGGCUCCUCUUACUCCCUGGCAGACCUCUUGGCUCUUUACGCGGCCAGAGGAGACAGGCAGCAGGCGUCACCGAGCGUCUUUGAAAAAUCUCAGCCGUCCACAGUUUUAGGUGAGCAAGAAGGGAACCCAGCUGCAGCUGACUGGCCCAUACCAAGCAAGAAGAAGAGGAACUUUUCUCUGGGUGUGGCAGGGAAGUGCUGUAACCAGGGCUGCACCAAGAAUGAUAUUGGACGCUUGUGUUGAGACUCAGAGGGUCAGAGGCUCGGUGAUGGCAGAGGUGUUGUGACACAUGUAAUGGACAGUGUGGGAAGAUGUUGGAGGUUAAAUAUGGAGGAGAGCAAGUUCACACCUGCUCUUUAAUAGGCUAUAGUGAGCCUAAUAUUUUAAUACAUAAUAUUUUCCUUCACUUGGUUGAUAUUUUGUUUAAAAACAGAUCAUGUUCUGUAUGUACUGUAUUUCACCCUUUCAGCAUCAUUGAAAAUAAAUUUUAAAUACUGUGUUAAUAUGAAAUAUUGAGCCGUCUCGUGUUGUAUUUGUCACUGGUUAUUUGCUGGAUUUGGAGCAAUAAGCAGCAUUCACAUUCUCGCCUGCAGACUAUCUGACUAAGCUAUGUUCGUACAAGCACAGGCCAAUAUCACACAUUAAUGUCAUUUAGGCUGCUGUGAACUUAUUGCUGCCCUCUGUUCACAACAUUAUGUGUGCCUGAUAAUUUUUCUGUGAACACCCUGAGGACAGAUUUCCUCUUUUCUUUUUUCUUUUAACCCUUUCUGAUGUACAUUAAACA